AUGACGCUUCAUGUCUCCGUUCGUGCGCAGGGAGGCUUCGGCGGUGGUCGUCCUGCCCGUGGGCAACGGGGUGGUGGUGGGGGCGGAAAUGAAGGCAGGGGCAGAGGAGGCGGAGGCGGAGGCGGAAGUGGAGGUGGAGCUGCUCAAAGCAAAGGCGGAGCGGCACGACGCACGGUUAUCAACAAGACAGGCGAUGGUGAGCUUAGCGACUUCACGCGGAUCGUGAUGCGGGAUGACUCACACAUUCUCAAGAAUAUUGUCAAACACAUUCCGCAGAAUGGUGCCAUUUCGGUGAAGAGUCUCCACGCGCAGCUCUCACCUGAUGUGCAGGAAGCGAUUGCAGAGAAGUACGAUGGUCUCAAAAACUUCCUGGAGCAACGCAAGCAACUUUUUGUGGUGAAAACAAAUCCUGCGGAUGGUGUUUUGUACGCCGCAGCUACUCCUUUGGCGAUGCAGAAACUUGUUGCGCGCGAGAAGCAAAGAGAAACGAUGCAGGAAAUGUUGGGGAUAAACAGUCCUGCUGGUAGUGGAAAACGUGGCGGACGCGGCGGCAAUCGUGGCGGCGGUGGCGGCGGCAAUCGGGGAGGUGGUGGGAACCGUAACAAUCGCGGUGAUGGCGGUGGCGGUGGUGGUGGAAGAGGUGGAUUUGGUGGUGGUGGCGGAAGAGGUGGAUUUGGCGGCGGUGACGGUGGAGGCGGUGGUGAACGGUUCCAUAGAGGCCGCGGUGGUGGUGGUGGUGGUGGGAGAGGCGGGUUUGACGGUGAUGGCGGCGGUGGUGGUGGUGGUGGAAGAGGCGGAUUUGGUGGCGGCGGUGGAAGAGGUGGAUUUGACGGUGGUGGCGGUGGCGGUGGCGGUCGUGGGGGCUUUAGGGGACGCGGAAAUGGCGGCAGGAUAGGCGGUGAGAGUCGUAGCUUUGGCACGCAGGGGCGUCGCUGA
Trypanosoma cruzi is the source of this 936-nucleotide messenger RNA. RefSeq lists its product as uncharacterized. The record is from RefSeq and is a predicted model, not a curated record. The transcript has a single exon. The coding region runs from base 1 to 936 and encodes 311 amino acids. NCBI's taxonomy places the organism in Eukaryota, Euglenozoa, Kinetoplastea, Trypanosomatida, Trypanosomatidae.